Molecule: messenger RNA, 2706 nt
Organism: Scheffersomyces amazonensis
Lineage: Eukaryota; Fungi; Ascomycota; Pichiomycetes; Serinales; Debaryomycetaceae
Gene: WAR1
Product: War1p
Exons: 3
Coding region: 1-2706 (901 amino acids)
Biological process (GO): regulation of DNA-templated transcription
Cellular component (GO): nucleus
Molecular function (GO): transcription cis-regulatory region binding; DNA-binding transcription factor activity, RNA polymerase II-specific; zinc ion binding
Source: RefSeq, a predicted model, not a curated record
AUGACAGAUACAAAGGCUUCGGCCCAAUACGUUUCGGCCGAGUUAACUCCCAUAUCUUCAUCACAAUCUACACCGAUACCAGGAAGUAUAUUUUCUAAAAUUACCAAUCCUUCAUUAGAUUCAUCUAAUCUUACGAGUCCUGGACAUUUAAGUCCGAACGAAUCAUUAACAUCAACAUCUCAAUCUCAAUCUCAAUCUCAAAAGAAGAAAGCAUCAAGACGAUCAGUAGCUUGUAAGAGUUGUCAUAGUUUAAAAGUUAAAUGUACACCUGCCGAUCCUGAAAAUCCUGGUGGAACUUGUAUAAGAUGUCAAAAUGCUAAUAGAAAAUGUGAAAUCGAUUUAAAUCAAACUAGAAAGAGAAGGAAGGCUUCGGAAUUAGCUUCUAAUACUAAUAGUCAACAUAGUGAAAGCAGUAAUCGGCCGUCUGCUUAUGCUUCUGUUGCUGCUUCUGCCCCAGCCUCAGCCUCAGCCCCUAGUUCAGCCAAGGCAGAAACUAUCACUAGCUUAAGAAAGCAAAUUAAAGCAUUGGAAUCACAAGUCAAAACAUUGAAUAAUCAAUUAACUCAACAACAGCAACAACAACCUCUGCCACUCAUUCAACAUAUUCGGAAAAAUAGUAAUGAAACUAUUUCUGAUCAUGGAUCACCACCAUUUAUAUCUAAAUUUGAUUUAGAACGAGAAAUAAGUACAUUAUGUGAUUCAUCUCAAUCAAGAUUAAGUGAUUUAACUAAUGAUUUAAAAGUUAUUAAUGGAAAAAGAACACAAUUAUUGAAUGAAGGGAGAAUUGUGGAUGUAGUAAGUUUAGGACUUUUAACUCCGACAGAAUCAGAGCAACGUUUACAACUUUAUAGAUCAAAGAUUUAUACUUCAUAUCCAUUAAUUGAAAUUCCUCAAAAUAUAUCAGCUGAACAAUUAAGAAGUGAACAACCAUUUUUAUUUAAUUCAAUAAUGUCAAUUAUUAAUGCAGUAUCUAGUACAGAAACUGAUUUAGAUAAAGCUUUAAAAAUAGAUAAUGCAGCAUUUCAAUCAAUUGCCACAGAAGUUAUGGUUACCGGAGUUAAAUCAGAUGAAUUAGUAAAAUCUUUAUUAGUUUUAUGUUUAUGGUAUAAUAGUCCUGAAUUAUUUAGACAUAGAAGGUAUCAUUUAUUAAUUAGUAUGAGUGUAACUAUGUUACAUGAUUUAGGAAUUGUUGCUAAACCUUCAUUUAAUUCAUUUAAAUCAGAUGAUUCUGGAGUAACUGUUAGUCAUUCAAAUAAUAUAAUUGCUCAAAAUAAAAAGCAAAAUCCUGAUUAUCAAAGUUUAGUUCUUAUAAUUUAUUUUACAGCUGUAAGUAUUUGUCUUAUUUUAAAGAGAACUAUUUAUGUUAAAUGGACUCCUUAUGUGGAAGAAUGUUGUACUAAUUUAGAAACCCUUCCUGAUAUAAGAUGGAAUAAUUUAGCAUUAGUUGCUAGAUUAACUAAUCAAUUAGAUAAAAUUCAUCAUAUUAUUCAUGCACCAGAAGUUGCUGAACGAAGAGUUUCUACUUCAGAAUAUAUUAUUCAUGAAUUUCAAAAAUCUUUAUCAAUUAUAAGAACUAAAAUUGAUGGCAAUGAUUAUGCAACAAAGGCAUUUUAUUAUUCAGUUGAAGCUUAUCUUCAUGAACCAUGUUUAUCAAAUAUAUUUGUACCUAAUCUUGAUCCUGAAGUUGCAAGAUUAACUGAAAGAUCAGCUAAAUCUAUAUCAAAUUGUACAAAUUCUUGUUUAAAUGCUUUAGAUGAAUUUAAUCAUCUUACCCCUGAACAAGUUGUAUGUUUACCAUUAGUUUAUGCUUCAAGAGUUAUUUAUACAGCAGGAAUGUUAUUAAGACUUCGAUAUCUUAUAUUAUCUUUACCAUCUCAUAUUGAAAAGGAUUUAGUACCUUAUCAUGCAAUUAAUGCUAUACAAAAGGCAACAAGAUUAUUAGAUUUAGCCAGUAAUAUGCAUAAAGUUAAUCAUUUUUUGAAAAAGACAAGAUUAAUAUUACAAUUGUUUAUUCAAACUUAUGUAACUCAAGUUCAAGAACUUUUAAGAAAAAAUGGUGAAACUCCUCAAAAUUUUAAACCACUUUCAAUUCCAAAGAAAGAAUUAAAUACUCUUGAUAAAUUAACUGCAUUUUAUCGUGCUCAUCAUGAACGAGGUCAAAAAUCAAUUGUUAAUGAUGAAGCUGUAAAUUCAAAUGUUCCAUUAGAUAUUCUUUCUUAUGCUGCUACUUUUAGAAGAGAUAGUUCUUUCAGUAAUAAUAUUAAUGAUGCAAAAUCUAGUAAUAUUCGUAAGACACAAUCAGAUAAUACUAAUACUGAUCGUCGACCUUCAAUUCAAUCGUUACCGAUGUCAUAUAAUAAUAAUAAUAAUAACAAUAAUAACAACAAUAAUAAUAAUAAUAAUAAUUUUAAUAAUAAUUUUAAUAAUCUAAUGGCUCCACCCCAACAACAAUCUAAUCCUAUUAAUGAUCAAAGAAAUACUCCCCUGGGAAAUACUCCCAUCUAUAGACAACCUUCAAUGUCAUAUCCAUAUCCAAGAAAUAGUCUAUCUAAUUUGGCUAAUCCCGAUCAAUUGGAAACAACAUAUAUGGAUUUGAAUGAAGAAUUUUGGGUAGAUCUCUUAAGUUCAGAAUCCGAUAAGAUUCAUUUCUCGAGUAAUAAUACAAAUAGUGCUAAACAUGAUGAUGUUUUCUUUUUAAAUGGUUAA